Syngnathus typhle (broad-nosed pipefish) is the source of this 5861-nucleotide messenger RNA. RefSeq names its product ATPase copper transporting alpha (gene atp7a). The transcript is spliced from 23 exons. The record is from RefSeq and is a predicted model, not a curated record. Gene Ontology annotation, cellular component: membrane. Gene Ontology annotation, biological process: monoatomic cation transport. Gene Ontology annotation, molecular function: copper ion binding; ATP binding; ATPase-coupled monoatomic cation transmembrane transporter activity. NCBI's taxonomy places the organism in Eukaryota, Metazoa, Chordata, Actinopteri, Syngnathiformes, Syngnathidae. The coding region runs from base 262 to 4803 and encodes 1513 amino acids.
CCCCGCCCAUUCCUGGUGACGGUGCACUGUGGCAGGCAGUCAGUCAGUCAGUCACGUCGGCAUGAGAAAACGAGACAAAAGCUGUCACAGGUUGACACAAAACUACUUUAAAGACUAUAAUUAAGUGCUGCUUUUUCCUCGCGCACACAAUGCCGAGACGACUCGUGUGCACUGUAGCACGUAAGAAAGCCUGACGACAAGAAGCAAGGUGGCUAAUGCUACUACCCAAAGUAGCUGUCUGUCUCUUCACUUUUAAGAAUCAUGACGCAGGAAGGCAGUGUGUGUGAAGUCACCCUUGGUGUCGGGGGCAUGACUUGUGGUUCCUGUGUCCAAUCCAUAGAGCAGCGCAUCGGUUCUCUGCCAGGGGUGAUACACAUAAAGGUCUCUUUAGAGCAGGCGAAUGCAACGGUCAUUUUUAAUGACAGCCAACAAAGCGCAGCGUCCCUCCUGGAGGCCAUUGAUGACAUGGGCUUUGAAUCAAGUUUACCUACGGCCAUACCCGUUAGAACUGAUAGCCCGCUGAUCCCAACAUCAAGACAGCCACCUUUAGCUCCACUGGAGGCUUUGAAGGUCUCUGAGAGUCCAGAAGACGAGGGCCUCAAUGUCACCCUGUCAUCGACGCCUGCACAGGAGCUCGCUGAAGUCAGGUUGAGGCUCUCGCCAUCGGAAAGCGUCACUCCUGGCACCGCUGUGCCAAAAGACUUGCCCGUGUCUCCAUCUCACAGCACAGACAGCACAGACAGCAGAGCGACGCUCCUGAAGAUGAGCAUUCAAGGCAUGACUUGUCAUUCCUGCACCACCACCAUUGAGGGGAAGAUUGGAAAAUUGAAAGGGGUUGAAAAGAUCAAAGUCAUCUUGGAUUCUCAGGAAGCUACCAUUGUGUACCUGCCUUGCCUCAUCAGCGUGCAGACCAUCAUCGACCAGAUUUCUUUGGCCGGCUUCAAGGCUUGUGUGAAGUUCAAACCACGGCCCCUGCAACUCUCCCAGUUUGUGGAUUCUCAUAAAGCAGGUGUUUCUUCACCAGCGGACACUUCUGAGGAGACAGAACACUUUAUUGACACGACUCGAGUGGCGCUCACGGUGAAAGGCAUGCACUGUCGAUCCUGCGUGGUCAAUAUCCAAGACAACAUCUCUACGCUGCCCGGUGUGUCCUCUGUGGUGGUCUCUCUCGAGGACGAGAAAGCCUCCAUCUGCUACGACCCGCUGACAGUCACAGUGCCUCAGUUGCGACAGGCAAUUGAAGCACUCCCUCCGGGGAACUUCAAAACUCAACCCUGGGAGUCUUCAGGGCUCCACAGCCCUCCAGCUACCUCAUCUCCACCUGUUUUAGCUGCGCCUCGAGCAUUUGCACGAUCCUUGGUCAACCGUGCUGUACCCCAGCCUUGUUUUAUCCAACCGCUGGCGUCCAUGGCUAAGAUUCACAUUGAGGGCAUGACAUGCCAUUCUUGCGUCCAGUCAAUAGAAGGCAUGAUGUCUCAGAGAAAAGGGGUGACGUCAGCACGGGUGUCUUUGGCCGAUAAGCAAGGCCUCUUUGAAUAUGACCCCCUGUUGACCUCCUUAGUCGAGCUUAGGGACGCCAUAGAGGACAUGGGCUUUGACGCUUUCUUAUCUGAGAGCAAUUCCUUGCCAGCUGUGUCGCCUCCCGGUGUCCUCAAGUCUCCAAGUGUCGUGCCAGUUAAUGAGCAAUUAGACAUCACCCCCCUCAAUGGGACCACCCAGGAUUACAAAACGGGCAAGAGGGACAAACUCUCAAGUGCAGACAAGUGCUUCAUCCAGAUCAGAGGCAUGACUUGUGCGUCAUGCGUGGCAAACAUUGAGCGAAACCUCAAAAAUGAACCUGGUGUCUAUACUGUUCUGGUCGCGUUAAUGGCUGGAAAGGCGGAGGUGCGCUUUAAUGGCGAAAUGAUCGACCCUGCGAAGAUUGCGGAAUGUGUGAAUGAGCUGGGCUUCUCCGCCUCAGUCAUGGAGAACUAUGAAGGUUCAGAUGGAAACUUGGAAUUAGUGGUGAGGGGGAUGACUUGUGCCUCUUGUGUCCACAAAAUUGAAUCCAGCCUUACGAAGGAAAAUGGGAUCAAAUAUGCCUCUGUGGCCUUAUCAACCAAUAAGGCACACAUUAAGUAUGACGCUGAAGUUAUUGGCCCACGCGACAUCAUCAAGUUGAUUGGGAAUUUGGGUUUUGAAGCAUCUUGGGUGAAGAAGGACCGUGCCACCAGUCAUUUGGACCAUAGUAAAGAGAUAAGACAGUGGAGGAAAUCUUUCCUGGUGAGCCUGAUCUUCUGUGUGCCAGUGAUGGGUAUGAUGGUAUAUAUGAUCAUCGUGGACCACCAGAUGAACGCUGCUCACCAACACAACGCCACGGCUGAGGACCGCAACUUGUACCACGCCACCAUGUUCCUGGAGAGACAGUUGCUCCCAGGCCUCUCGGUCAUGAACCUGCUCUCCUUCCUUUUUUGUGUGCCUGUGCAGUUCAUCGGCGGCCGUUACUUCUACGUUCAAGCCUACAAAGCAGUAAAACACAAAUCUGCCAACAUGGAUGUGCUUAUCGUCCUGGCCACCUCCAUAGCUUUCACGUACUCCUCCAGCGUCCUAAUAGUGGCCAUGGUGGAGAAAGCAAAAGUCAACCCCAUCACCUUUUUCGACACACCGCCUAUGCUGUUUGUCUUCAUCUCCCUGGGACGCUGGUUGGAACAGAUAGCCAAGAGCAAAACGUCGGAGGCUCUUUCCAAGCUCAUGUCACUGCAAGCCACCGAGGCCACAGUGGUCCUCCUCAGUAGCGAUUCAACUAUUCUAAGUGAGAAUCAAAUGGACGUUGAGCUGGUGCAGAGGGGAGAUGUGGUAAAAGUAGUUCCUGGUGGAAAAUUUCCUGUCGAUGGAAGAGUCCUUCAAGGGCAAUCUAUGGCGGACGAGUCUCUCAUCACAGGGGAGGCCAUGCCCGUGACCAAGAAGCCGGGGAGUGUUGUGAUUGCAGGCUCCAUUAACCAGAAUGGCUCGCUGCUGGUCAGCGCUACUCAUGUGGGCAUGGACACCACGCUGUCUCAGAUUGUCAAACUUGUCGAAGAGGCUCAGACUUCAAAGGCUCCCAUCCAGCAGUAUGCUGAUAGGAUCAGUGGCUACUUUGUGCCCUUCAUUGUUGGCGUGUCAGUUCUUACUUUGAUUUCCUGGAUAGUGAUUGGGUUCAUGGAUUUCCCCCUGGUGGAAAAAUACUUUCCGGGUUAUGACAAAAGCAUUUCCAGGGCGGAGGCGGUGAUUCGCUUUGCUUUCCAGGCCUCCAUAACCGUGUUAUGCAUCGCCUGUCCCUGCUCCCUCGGUCUGGCGACCCCGACGGCUGUCAUGGUGGGCACCGGGGUCGGAGCCCAAAAUGGCAUCCUGAUUAAAGGAGGGGAACCUUUGGAAAUGGCACAUAAGGUCCAAACAGUGGUGUUUGAUAAGACUGGGACCAUUACGUAUGGUGCUCCAAGCGUCGUCCAGGUCAAAAUAGUUGUGGAGGGUAACAAAAUGCCUCGCUCCCGACUGCUCGCCAUCGUGGGCACAGCAGAGAACAACAGUGAGCAUCCUCUGGGAGUAGCUAUCACCAAACACUGCAAGCAGGAACUCGGCACAGAGUCGCUCGGCAUGUGCACUGACUUCCAGGCCGUGCCGGGCUGCGGCAUUCGGUGUCAGGUCAGCAACACCGAGAUGCUGUCAAAGCACGGGGAUGGGGAUGACGAGGACAACAACCAGCGCAACAGCAUGCUUGUUCAGAUCAGCGACACCAUCACGUCAACCAGCUCCCAUUCUCUCAUCAUGGAUCCGCAGCCACUCCGCCCGUCCCAGACUGCAAGCUACGUAGUCCUGAUUGGCAAUCGAGAGUGGAUGAGGAGGAAUUGUCUACAUAUCCGAAACGAUAUCGAUGACGCCAUGAUAGAGCACGAGCGCAGGGGUCGCACCGCUGUCCUGGUUGCCGUCGACAAUGUGCUGUGUGCCAUGAUAGCCAUCGCAGACAUAGUGAAACCGGAAGCUGAGCUGGCAGUCCAAACUCUGACCUGCAUGGGCUUGGAGGUCGUGUUGAUGACGGGAGACAACAGCAAGACAGCACGGGCCAUUGCUGCACAGGUGGGCAUCAGGAAAGUGUUUGCGGAGGUGUUGCCGUCCCACAAAGUGGCCAAGGUGGAGCAGCUGCAGCAGGCGGGGAAGAGGGUCGCCAUGGUAGGCGACGGCAUCAACGACUCUCCUGCUCUGGCCAUGGCUGACGUCGGCAUCGCUAUAGGAACCGGCACAGAUGUAGCCAUCGAGGCAGCAGACGUGGUUUUGAUCAGGAAUGACCUGCUGGAUGUGGUCAGCAGUAUCGACCUCUCUAAAAAGACUGUCAAGAGGAUCAGGAUCAACUUUGUCUUUGCUCUCAUCUACAACCUGGUUGGCAUUCCCAUUGCUGCAGGUGUGUUCCUUCCCAUCGGUUUGGUGUUACAGCCGUGGAUGGGCUCUGCCGCCAUGGCCUUGUCGUCCGUCUCUGUGGUUAUGUCCUCGCUCCUACUCAAAUGCUACACCAAGCCCAGCGCAGAAAAGUUGGAGGCUCGAUUGGAGUCGCGGAUGGGCCGCUGCGCGCGGCAAAGCAGCCUGUCCGAUGUCAGCGUCAACAUCGGGAUGGGCGAACUGCGGCGAUCCUCACCCAAGCUUAGCCUCCUCGACCGCAUCGUCAAUUACAGCCGGGCGUCCAUCAACUCGUUGCGCUCCGACAGGAACUCGAUCCACAGCCAGGUGCUCAGUGAGCCCGACAAACACUCGCUCCUGGUGGGAGAGGCGCCCUGCGACGAGGAGUUCUGCUGAAGGCCAUUGUCACUAAGUGCCCAAGGUAGCUCCGUUUUUCUCCCCCGGGCGGCUUUUGCCGAUGGCGCCAUCUGGGUGGAAGAUGCUGUGGCGUCACACUUGACUCCAAGAAUGCGUGUGCACCAAGCACUUCAGAGCAAACUGGCUCGCCUCCCUCUCUUCUUCACCCCCCCCCCCCCAUUUUGGCAAUGUGAGCGUGCUGCUGCACUCUGACAGCAGCCGUCUUAAUGUGCCUGUGUACCCAAAGACCUUUUUAAGUUUGCGCUCUUUUUCAUUCAAUGUAUGGAAUAUUUAUAUCUACCCUUAUUUAUCUCGCAUUCAUCCAAAUCUGUGAAAAAUUUGAAUGAUGCUCGAGAGCAAGUCGGAAACGGUGUUAGCCAAGUGCCAGUAGAAAUGUCGUCGUGGCAUAGUCCAGUACAUUCCAAAGAGAGCACCUUGGACACAACAGCCGUCAAGUGUUGCCAUGGCAACGUACAGGCCUUAACGGGACGCAAUCUGCUGUUAUCUUGUUACAUUUGUGCCGCUCAUUGCUGUGCAGUUUAUCUUUUCUAUGUCAAGCAAGUGCAUUUAGGCCAUCAGUAGCCUACUGAUUGUAUGGUGGUAAUGUAGUGUCGUGCGUUACUGCUUCCAAGCUUUUUUGUCUUCACAAGUUGUGGUCCUAAUUGCAUUUUUCAAUCUUGGCUGGUUUACUGCUUGGCUACAUUCCUUUUGAUCUUUAUUUUUUGCUCUGUCAGCACAUUGUCACACAAGAGUCCAAGUCGUCACUUUGGUUUUGUUUUAGUUGGUGAAGAGACAGUGGAAGUUGUUAAAAAGAAAAUGACGUGUGUCCUGAAGUCCACUGAGCGUUAUCACGUCAGCCUAUUUAAGCGACUCCCAUAGAGCGCCACAUUACGUCUACAUGUACGGUUAAAUGAAGCAAGUGUUCCCUGAAUGUUCUAAAUUCAGGGGUGGGGAGCCUACGGCUAUGGCUCACAAGAACUUUUAAUCCAGGCUGCCAUGCAACUCUGUCCAAAAAUAAGACUCCUAAUUUAUACUUAAUAAACAUUGAUUUAAUGUUG